AUGGGCUCACUGCUGCCAAUGCCAAACGAACCACAUAAAUUUUUACAAAUCUACUUCAUGGGCGACGAGGAUUCCGAAAGUGCACUUGCCAAUCGCGUGAAUGCACGUUGUGAUUAUAAUAACCUUAAUUUAUUUUAUGCCAGACGCAUCGUCAGCGAGCUGGAUGCUCUAUUGAAUGAGUACAACGAAUUGUUGAAAAUAUUCAAAUCACACAUGCACAAAUUACAAAGCGAUAAUCACGCUAUCGUCAUAAAUCCUUAUAAAACACCAGCUGGAGAGCAUAUUCGUAGAUUUAAUGCACCCGUUGUUGAUGAUGUUGCUGGAAUCAUGGUUGGCGAUCAUACAGGUGCACGAGAAAUUGUGAUUCGUAGAAGAAAUAAUAAUCUUCAGUUCAUUGCUGAUACACAUCGUUC
Cinara cedri is the source of this 413-nucleotide messenger RNA. Lineage: Eukaryota; Metazoa; Arthropoda; Insecta; Hemiptera; Aphididae. The record is from the annotation of a GenBank genome assembly.